GUUUUACUUAACUAGAUGGCGCUCUCAAAAUAGAAAAUCGUUGAUUUAAUCUAAUGUUCUGUCGUUUUCAUUAACACAAGAUAAUCUGAAUAGUAUAUUGGAAGUUGUAUUAAAAUUUGAGGUUGAUAGUUAUGAGAUUUAUAUAAAGGAUAUUGCAAGUGACAUGUUAUAGGUUAUUGACAUUAUGACAAUUAAAUACGCAUAAAUAUGAAACAACAAGUUAUAGAUACCAAAACAAUUUCUGGAUCAACAGGAGAAGCUGAUGAAUGUUUGUUUGAAUAUCUACAUGCUGAAAUAGUUAAUUAUGUUUUAAGUUUAUCAUUAGAUACAAAGGAAGGUAAGGAGGAUCUAUCUCGAUUAGAGUGGAUGGGAUUUAGUGUUGGAUAUAAAAUCAUUGAACGAUUAACAAGAGAAUGGAGUCGUUUUAAAGAUGAAUUAGAUAUGAUUAAAUUUAUAUGUACAGAUUUUUGGUGCAGUUUAUAUCAUAAGCAAAUUGAUAAUCUUAGAACGAAUCACCAUGGAGUAUAUGUAUUACAAGAUAAUUCAUUUCGUUUACUAGAUAAAGUUGGUACUAGUAAUACUAAACAAUAUCUUCCAGAAAGUCCACGCUUAUUAGCAUUUACAUGUGGCUUAUUACGAGGUAGUUUAGCAAAUCUUGGUAUUGUAAGUACUGUAACAGCGGAAACAUCAGCUUUACCAAGUUGUAAAUUCCAUGUUCAAGUACAAAGAAUUUAAUAUGUAUAUGCAUAAUAUAUAAGCAUUAACAUGCAUUUCAUAUAAUGAUUUAUCACUAUAUUAUUGAUACAAAGUCUGAAAGGUAUAUAAUAUUUCAGUAAUGAAUAUGAAUUUUAUAAUUAACAUGAAGAACAUGUCAAUUAUAUCUAAAAUUUUCUAUAAAUUAUAAAUGAUAUAAACAAUUGAAACUUAACAUAUACAAAAAAUAAAAUAAAUAUAUAAGUAUUAUGUAACAUUAUAAAUUUAUUGGCACUUACAAAUAUUUAGGCUUUUGCAACUUUGUAAACGUAAUGGAAUAAUUAAUUUUCAAGCAUUGAUGUAUUACUGACAUUUAAUUCUUAUUGCACUAUAAUAUUCGUUAAUAUGAAUUACAUAUGUUUACCAUUA
This is a messenger RNA of Vespula vulgaris, 1122 nucleotides long. RefSeq names its product trafficking protein particle complex subunit 6b (gene Trs33). The coding region runs from base 208 to 735 and encodes 175 amino acids. The record is from RefSeq and is a predicted model, not a curated record. Gene Ontology annotation, biological process: endoplasmic reticulum to Golgi vesicle-mediated transport; regulation of GTPase activity. The transcript has 3 exons. Lineage: Eukaryota; Metazoa; Arthropoda; Insecta; Hymenoptera; Vespidae. Gene Ontology annotation, cellular component: trans-Golgi network; cis-Golgi network; TRAPP complex.